Rhinocladiella mackenziei CBS 650.93 is the source of this 561-nucleotide messenger RNA. RefSeq lists its product as uncharacterized. The coding region runs from base 1 to 561 and encodes 186 amino acids. The transcript has 2 exons. The record is from RefSeq and is a predicted model, not a curated record. NCBI's taxonomy places the organism in Eukaryota, Fungi, Ascomycota, Eurotiomycetes, Chaetothyriales, Herpotrichiellaceae. Gene Ontology annotation, cellular component: cytoplasm; nucleus; exon-exon junction complex. Gene Ontology annotation, molecular function: mRNA binding. Gene Ontology annotation, biological process: RNA splicing.
AUGUCUUCGGAAAUGGACAUUGACCAUGCACCUCCCACGUCAGAGGGAGGGAAGAACGGCAGCCCACAAACUGAGACGAAGCGAGCCAAUGCGGGUACCGAAGCACUCACUGCUCAGAACGCCGUUGCAGUGCGCAGCAUUGAAGGUUGGAUCGUGAUCGCGACCAAUAUCCAUGAAGAGGCUACUGAGGAGGACAUCACGGACCUAUUCGCCGAGUACGGGGACAUCAAGAACUUGCAUCUCAAUCUAGAUCGGAGGACGGGCUAUGUCAAGGGUUACGUCCUCAUCGAAUACCCGACCCAGGUCGAAGCCGCAACAGCUAUCAAGGCGCUGAACGGGGCCAAACUUCUCGAUCAGACAAUUUCCGUAGACUACGCUUUCGUCCGGCCACCUCCGAAGGAUAAGGGUCGGGGGGGAGGAGGUUCAGGCGGAAAACCCAGUGAUCGUCGCGGAGGUCGUGGAGCUAGAAGCCGCAGUCGAAGCAAAUCAAGAAGCAGGAGCCGGAGUCGCGAUCGAAACAGACGCAGAGGCGCCGACGAUGAUAGAAUGGAGAGGGAUUGA